AAAAUUAUUCAAAAAGCCGCCACCAUUUGACUUUGAAAUGCCCAUAUCCUCACAAAUUUAUUAACUUUGGUGGUUUUGAUUACAUUAUAAACCACCCUACCCUGCCCCUUGUGAGAACACAGCAAACAGUCUUUGCAUCUUGAAUGAAAAAAAGAGAGCAACUAUGGCAUCCAGAGAAAGAGAGGGUGAACCACUGAGUCCAACAGGGAAGCUGUUCCAUGAGCCAUCUUUAAACUGUUAUGUGAUUGCCAUCAUGGGUUGCAAGACAAGCAUCAAUCCUCAAGUCAUUCGAGAAGGUUUAUGUCAAACACUGCUCAAGCAUCCAAGGUUCACCAGCAAACUGGUUAAGAAGGGAAGGAAAACUAAAUGGAUCCCAACAAAAGUUGACUUAGACAACCAUAUCAUAGUUCCUGAAAUAGAUUCCAACUUAGAGUACCCAGAUAGAUUUGUGGAAGACUAUGUCUCCCAUUUCACCAAAACUCCACUAGACCAAUCCAAGCCACUAUGGGAACUACACCUCCUCAACAUCAAAACCUCGGACGCAGAAGCUGUUAGCGUAUUUCGGAUUCAUCAUUCCAUAGGCGAUGGUGCCUCUCUCAUAUCACUCCUUCUUGCUGCCACUCGCAAAACUUCUGACCCUAAUGCGUUGCCAACUGUGCCAAUCCAAAAGAAAGACACCUCACAUCAACGCUCAUCAAGCCCAUUCCGGUGGCUCUUCGUAAUUUGGUGGGCACUACUUCUCAUUUGGCACACUUUCGUGGAUAUGUUGUUGUUUACUUUCACCAUUUUCUUCAUCAAAGACACACCAACUCCUCUCAAAGCUGGUGCGCUAGGGGUUGAACUACAUAACAAGCGCAUUGUCCAUCGCACAGUUAGUAUGGAUGAUAUCAAGCUCGUGAAGAAUGAAAUGAAAACGACAAUCAAUGAUGUUUUAUUGGGAGUAACACAAGCCGCUCUCACUCGCUACUUGAAUCGAGCAUAUGCAGAUGUAGGCGCAAAUAGCAACGGUGUGAAACAGAGAUCUAGUGUCCUCAAGAAGAUUCGCCUUAGGGCAUCAAUUCUUGUUAACAUUAGACCUGUUGGUGGAAUACAGGAACUAGCAGAUAUGAUGGCAGAGAAAUCAAAAGUCAAAUGGGGUAAUUGCAUGGGAUACAUCAUCCUCCCUUUCUCUAUUGUUUUGUAUAAAGAUCCAUUGGAAUAUGUACGUCAUGCUAAGGCCACAAUAGACCGAAAGAAGCACUCAUUAGAAGCAAUUUGCUCUUAUGCUUGUGCAAAGCUGGUACUCAAUUUAUUAGGUGUAAAGGUUGCUGCUGCCAUAACACGAAGAGUUCUCUUUAACACUACUGUAGCCUUCUCCAAUGUGCCUGGUCCUGUGGAAGAAAUUAGCUUCUAUGGUCAUCCCGUGGCAUACAUUGCUCCUAGUGUAUAUGGACACCCACUUGCACUGACCAUCCAUUUUCAAAGCUAUGCUAACAACAUGACCAUUUCUCUAGCAGUGGACCCACUUGUUAUUUCGGAUCCUUACCUUCUUUGUGAUGAUUUAGAACAAUCACUCAAACUCAUUCGUGAUGCUAUUCAGAAAAAGCACACUGUCGAUGCUGUCUAAUAGUAUAUGGUCUAAUUAUGAGAUUUUAGGAAAUUGGACAACUACUGAUUAUUUUUCAUUUGAAAUGCAAUUUAUAUGAAUUUUUUAAACUUAUAAUUGGUGUAUCAUAAUAUUCGUAAACUUAUAGAAAAAAUAAGGAUAAUAUGUAAUUUUGAUUUUCUUA
Messenger RNA from Glycine soja, 1769 nucleotides. Its product is annotated as O-acyltransferase WSD1-like. The transcript is spliced from 7 exons. Gene Ontology annotation, cellular component: plasma membrane. The coding region runs from base 164 to 1606 and encodes 480 amino acids. The record is from RefSeq and is a predicted model, not a curated record. Gene Ontology annotation, biological process: triglyceride biosynthetic process. Lineage: Eukaryota; Viridiplantae; Streptophyta; Magnoliopsida; Fabales; Fabaceae. Gene Ontology annotation, molecular function: long-chain-alcohol O-fatty-acyltransferase activity; diacylglycerol O-acyltransferase activity.